Molecule: messenger RNA, 1250 nt
Organism: Coregonus clupeaformis (lake whitefish)
Lineage: Eukaryota; Metazoa; Chordata; Actinopteri; Salmoniformes; Salmonidae
Product: programmed cell death protein 10-like
Exons: 9
Coding region: 186-818 (210 amino acids)
Biological process (GO): regulation of Golgi organization; positive regulation of MAP kinase activity
Cellular component (GO): FAR/SIP/STRIPAK complex; Golgi apparatus
Molecular function (GO): protein kinase binding
Source: RefSeq, a predicted model, not a curated record
GACCCGGAAGUACUUUUUUAGUGUCGCUGACAAGACGCUAAUGAAAACAGCGCAGCUAACCAGACAGUUAUAAAGGUGAAAAGAAAGGCUCUUGUCACUCUGGGAGCUUCUCUGUGUGUGUGAGUGCGUGAAAGAGAGGAAAAAGUGAGUGUGUGUUGCUGCCUAUCUCGGCUCCUCCUUGGAGGAUGACCAUGGAAGAGAUGAGGAUUGAAACCGAGACAAACUCCAUGGUCUCCAUGACGCUAUACGCUGUCAUGUACCCAGUUUUUAACGAGCUGGAGAGGAUCAACUUGUCAGCUGCCCAGACUCUGAGAGCAGCCUUCAUCAAGGCGGAGAGGGAGAACCCAGGCCUAACUCAGGACAUCAUAAUGAAAAUUCUGGAGAAGAAAAAGGUUCAGAUAAACUACACAGAGUCUCUGCUGCGCAUGGCUGCAGAUGAGGUGGAAGAGUUCUUAGUGGACAGGCCAGAGCAGGAGUUUCAGGACCUAAAUGAGAAAGCCAGAGCUCUGAAACACAUCCUCAGUAAGAUACCUGACGAGAUCAACGACAGGGUACGCUUCCUACAGACAAUUAAAGACAUCGCCAGCGCUAUAAAGGAGCUCCUGGAUACAGUCAAUAACGUCUUUAAGAAAUACCAAUACCAGAACCGUAGGGCUCUUGAGCACCAGAAGAAGGAGUUUGUCAAAUACUCCAAAAGCUUCAGCGACACCCUCAAAACAUACUUCAAAGAUGGAAAGGCGAUCAACGUGUUCAUCAGUGCGAACAGACUGAUCCACCAAACCAACCUCAUUCUGCAGACCUUCAAGACCGUCAUAUAGGGAUGCCUUGGAGAGGCCAUCUGAUCUUCCAACGAAGCAACAUUCAGAAAGGCAUAUGAUCGUAGAGCACCUUUUACCAGAUUUAAAUGUAAAAUAUAGGCUUGAUUUUAUCGGACAGUUUUAAUUUAUACGCCUGAGGUGCGUUCAACAAGGCUGAUGUUAGCAGUGAAAUACGUAAGCUUUUAAAAUGUUAGCUAACGUUAGUGAAUGUUUAAUGGCGAAAAGCUGAAAAACAUUUGAAUAUGUGAUAGCUUUUUUAGUUAUCCCUAUGUACUGUUUAAUUGUUUGAAUCAACAUUUAACGUUUUGGGACCGUCUUGUUGAUUGGGCUGUGACAAUACCAGUAUGACAAUAUCUUUUCCAUGGCAAAAAUGAAAACAUGAAGCAGACAGAACUCUUUGGUCCUUAAAAACCUGCUGUAUGUAAAAUAUUC